Molecule: messenger RNA, 797 nt
Organism: Limanda limanda (common dab)
Lineage: Eukaryota; Metazoa; Chordata; Actinopteri; Pleuronectiformes; Pleuronectidae
Gene: mrpl34
Product: mitochondrial ribosomal protein L34
Exons: 2
Coding region: 60-437 (125 amino acids)
Biological process (GO): translation
Cellular component (GO): mitochondrial large ribosomal subunit; ribosome
Molecular function (GO): structural constituent of ribosome
Source: RefSeq, a predicted model, not a curated record
UGGCAGACCUGUGACAUUCACUGAUCUCUUGUCAGUGGCAACUGUCUAAAAUUCUCAAAAUGAACACUCUACUGUCGUCCCUCUCCAGACUGAGUGGAUUAACUCGUCUCGGCAGCAGCAUCCCUGCAGGGAGCCUUGCAACAACAGGCAUCCCCCAUCUCAGAUUAUUUAGCAGCUGGAUUACGGCCCGAGCAACUUCAGCACCUCUGAUUUCCAGAUGCGGUCCACUUUCUUCACAAGCUGAGGGCUCAGGAGUGUUCCAGCAGCUUCCCUGCCAGUACCAGCAGAUUCGGACAAAGAAAAGAGGCACCGAGUAUCAACCCAAGAACAUCAAGCGCAAGAGAACCCACGGGUGGAUCAAGAGGGUCAGCUCUCGAGGAGGCAUAGAAGUGAUUCUGCGGCGCAUGCUGAAAGGACGGAAAUCACUGUCACACUAAAGGUUCCUGUUGGAAAACCUGAUGAGACUGUCAAGUAAUAAAAGACAUUUGUUCUGAAAUGCUGGAGCUGCUCAGCCAAUGGGAAAGAACGUCUGUAAUGUGUGACCUGGUGAUACUGGGUGUGGUUUAGGUUUGGUCUUCCCACUGCAUUGAUAAUAGGUGGGAGAGUUGAAACUGGCCCUCGACAAACAAGAAAGAAGUCAGGUAGUUUCACCCAAUUAGUGUUGAUGGACCUGAUUCCACCCAAAUCAAAUAAUACUCAACAUCUCUGUCAAGUUGUAAUCUUUAAUGUAAGCAGAUUUAUUGAUUUGGCUUGUGAUGUGAUUCACAUCUUUAGCAUCUUUAAUAAAAAAUGAUCUU